CCCGAGAUGAGCCUGACAUUCGCACAGUCCGUUCUCGCCGGGCCGCACUCGCCGUGUAGCUCCUCGAUCUCGCACGUUGUUCUCGACUCGCGCGCGCACCGGCUCCGGAUUACCUCGAAGUUCCGACCAACAGCUGGAAAUUCUACACCGGUUCUGCAACUACAAGGAACAUCAAAUCAUAAUCCGCACCGUUUGUGCUGUGGAAAUCCACUCCAGCCCUCGCCGUCGGUCGUCGUGGCCACGUAAUUAAGAUCAGGGAUUUAUACACGCCGCAGAGAAACGACUUUUGGACAUCAAAAAGAAUGGCUUUCAAGCUGAUGGUCCUGAUCUGCACCCUGCUGGUGCUGAACCCCGAGUUGACGAAUGGAUCGCGAUCGCGAAGCCGCUCCAAGUCUUCAGAGGAGCGACGCCUGAACCCGAACGCGUGCGACAUGCCCUCGGACGGCCAAGUGUUUUGUUACUGCGACACCAACGACCGGCUGAUGGCCAAGGACGCGUCCUGCUGGGUCUUCAACGAGAUCAAACGCGACGACCCGACGUGGGAACUGUUCUCGUCGCAGUCCGAGCUGGUCAAGUUCAAGCUGCUGGUGCGGCCGCAGGGCAACCUCGACUACGUGCCCACCAGCGGCAUCAAACACCUGCCCAACGCCAAGAGCAUCGACAUCCAGUACGCGGCCAUCCCCAUCAUCCACCCGCACGCCUUCGCCAACCUCAGCCGCCUCGAAGAACUCACGCUGACCAGGAAUCAAAUCCAGAAGAUCAAACCUGACGCGUUCGCCUAUUUGCCGCACCUGAAGAAACUCACCCUGGACGAAAACCGGAUCUCGUCGCUGCAGGUCGGCACCUUCACUGGAGUCCCGCGACUCACGCACCUCUUCAUCGGCCAGAAUAACAUCACAAAAAUCGACGAGGACGCGUUCGAGCCGCUCAAGCACCUGCACGAGUUGAUCCUGCUGAUGAACAAUUUGCACAAAAUCUCGGCGCGCGUCUUCCGCGGCCUCGUGCGUCUGCAGAGGCUCGAGUUGACCGAAAACCAGUUGACCGAGCUGCCCGACAUGGUCUUUUCCGAGAUGCCCGAACUGCGCGAAAUCGAACUUGACAGGAAUGCAAUUCAAAAGAUUGGCGAGUACGCCUUUGCCGGACUUCCCCGUCUGGAGCGUCUUUCCCUUGGCGGAAACCAGCUGACCGUUUUCGACACCUACGGUCUUCAGGGUUCACCUCUGCUCAGCGUGUUGGACCUUCGCGAAAACGAGCUGCGCACCCUGACUCGCGAGACCAUCCAGCCGAUGAUGGACCAGCUGAAGAACCGCUCGGCUUACUUGCUGCUGACAGGAAACUUUUUUGAGUGCGACUGCAGGAUGAACUGGGUGCACACCUUGCACAACGAGACCAACAGCGAGCAGGUGCGCAAUUUCUUGGAGGAGUUGACUUGCAAUUUGAGCGGUGGCGACAUCCCCAAUGGUCUGCUUGAGCUGGAAAAGAGCAAAGUCGUCCAGCCUGUGCGAUCCAAGAGCUCCGAGUAUGACGAUUACGACGAUGGCCAGCACCUCCAGGACACUGAGAACCACUACCCUCCGGCCGCCAAGCCCGUGUCCUCCUCUACCGGCCCCGUCACUCGCCACCUGCUCGAGAUCCCGACCGACCUGCUGCCCUGUCCCUCGGAACGCACCGCACCACCGCAGUCAUCGCCCGUCGACUUCAACUUCUACUACCCCAUUCUGGCCAGCGACUCCGCCGCCAUUCGACCUCUGCUUGCGUCCAUCUCGGCGGCCCUGCUUCUGGCCAAGUUGAUCUCGUGAUUCAGCACUGACCCCGCCGCCGCUUGAAGAAUAUUUUAAGUUUUCAUCAUCCUGAUUUCAAUUUUGAACACGAAAUUUGAAUAAUUUCAUUGUAAGAAAUGGAAGAGGGCUCUACAUUAAUUAAACUCUCAAAAUUAUUUGCAAAUUAAGAACAUCAAACAUUGAAAUAAAAAGUAAUUCAAAUUUCCUUUCUUGGUUGUGUCCAAUAAUUAUAAAUUUUAUUGUCUGCUAAAAAAUUGAAACAAUGAAAAUUAAUUUAGAGCAUUCACACAAUUUCCAAGCUAUGAAGACAAAGUAUUAAAAAAUUUCAAUUUACCUCCUCUCUGCAAAUAAAUUAGGUUCACUCAAAAUGAACAGCAUCAUUUGUGAGAUUUAAUUUCAUGGAAAAAUUUUGUAAAGUAAAAUUAACUUAAUAUUGAAUGCCCUUCAACAAAAUGAUGCCAAUAGACCAAAUUUUUUUGCUUUGACAACUAACAGAGAGGCGAGUGAAGUGAUGCCAUCGACGUUGGCAAAUGUCUCUUGGCGAUCUCAUUAGCAUUCGCUUUGCCAUUGUAAUAGAGCCCUCUCCGGCACACACACACAACCUUUGUCUCUCUCCUUUGUUGACACAACCAUGCACACCGUGGAUCAUUGUCGGGUGUGUGUGCAUCUCUGUGCAUUCAGAUAUAAUUAUUCUCCAUUGUGUUGUUGCUCUUCGAAAAGCAACGCCGGAGGUGCGGAUAACGCAGCAUUUACGUUUUAUAAAAGCGGCGGUUCUUUCUUCAACUAUUAUGGAAUCAAUGUGUCAUACAUAAUUAUUAUUUAUAGAGAAAAAAAAUAACUGUGUCUGUUGCUUUAGGCUCUUGAUAGCAUUUUCGUCAAAAAGAUAUAAAAUUUUGAAAUUUUCCUAAAACUCCUCAUUCCAGCAGCGGUUUUUUGUUUUGGCAUUGUUGUAAUGUUAUGAUAAAAAUCCACAGUGGCAGAAAGUCAAUACAACGUGCGCUAGUUUUGUAAGAAACAAUUGGUAACUUAUGGACUUGACGGUAUUGAGAAAGAACUUAUCUUUUCAGAAUUGAGCCUAAAAGUGAGAGGUUCAAACAAAAUUUAGCUCUGUAAGAACUCAAGUUUGUGUACAUUUUGUGUGAACAUUAAAACGGGCCACCUAUUUAACUACAGAAAAAGUGAAUGUAAAUUUAGAGAAAAAAAAUUCAAAUUGAAAACUGUCAGGCUGAAAAGAAGUUAUCGAUGUACCUUGUAAGAUGCAGAUUUGAGCCUCUUCCUUAAUUGCUCUCGGAAAUCUUAAAAAUGUGUAAAAUUAAUUCAAAAGAGGCUCAACAGUAUAACUUCAAAACAAGAUUAACUCUUUUGAUAAAAUAUGUGAAUAAGGAUUAAAAUUAACCGGGCCCGACAUCGCCGUUACUUGUAUCAAUGUGCUAUAUUUGUAAACAGCUUACCGCAUAAGUAUUAUAUAAAUGAUAAACUAGCAGUUUAGUCAGUUCUUAUUUCUUAAAAAAAAGAAGAAAAAAUCGGUGCAAUCGAGCACUACAUUGAGAAAAUGAAUUGAAUGGGAUAGAAUGCAUUGUAUCCUCUGGAAAUUUUACCGCUGUGUGUUUGAAUCUUGAUUUUAUUCUCAAAUUUAAAAAAAGGAACAAUUUUCUUGAUUCGCAAAAAAUAAGUCGCGGAACGAUAUAGUCUGAAUGUUAUAACUUAUGUAUAUUGUUCAACUCUACUGGCAUUUAAGCGUUUAAGAUGAUAAAAAAAAUCAUAAAUUGGAAGAACAACUUUUGUAAAACUGGACUUUGUGCGCAAAUAAAAUUCUUAACUCAGAAGA
Molecule: messenger RNA, 3609 nt
Organism: Neocloeon triangulifer
Lineage: Eukaryota; Metazoa; Arthropoda; Insecta; Ephemeroptera; Baetidae
Product: connectin-like
Exons: 9
Coding region: 303-1799 (498 amino acids)
Molecular function (GO): protein binding
Source: RefSeq, a predicted model, not a curated record